AGUCUGGGCAACUGAGUGGAGUUGAUUGUUUACUGGCCGGAUGCCCUUCCUGUCGCCAAUGCGGAGUUUUGUUCAGCAGAUAUAUAUUCUCAUUGUGCCCAGAGAGAGAAGUAUCUGCCUCUACCUAGGAUCGAACUCACAGCCUCCUGAUUGUUAGGCGAGAGCGCCAUGGUGACGCCUUCAUUUAAUCGACAAAAAUUGGAUUUCCUCCUUCAGAGAAAGCUUCCCACUGGCUGUGUCCAAAAUGUCUUCGGAGCCAACUUCAGCCCACCAACGGUCUCCACCUCCCAGGGGUCUCCAUCUGCCAGAAGGUCGCCGGGCCAGAGACCGUUCUCCUUCCCCCAUGAGGGGUUAUCUGAUCCCAAGCCCACUUCCGACUCGGAGGAACCGCACAUUUUCAGCGACGACACGAGCCGCCGAAGGACCCACCUAUAGUGGGGUGUGUAAAUGCUUCUGCCGAUCCAAGGGCCACGGCUUCAUCACACCUAGUGAUGGAGGCCCGGAGAUCUUCGUCCAUAUUUCUGAUAUUGAAGGAGAAUAUGUUCCGGUAGCUGGUGAUGAGGUCACCUACAAGGUGUGCACCAUUCCACCAAAGAACGAGAAACUUCAAGCUGUAGAGGUCAACAUCACUCACCUAGCUCCGGGCACGAAACAUGAGACGUGGUCGGGACACGUGGUCAACUCCUAGAGGGAGUUCUGAAGCCAUGUUGACUGAAGAGGACUAUUGGAUCGUGUUCAGCAACUUAGAGUAGCCAAGCCCGAUGAGUUUUCUGCAGAUUGUGUAAUUGAAAACAGGGUUCCAAAAGUGGCCAGAUUAAACCCUUUUUUUAAUAAAAUAAAAAAAAAAUAGCACCAUGAUUUUCAAAGCAUACAAAUUAAUAAGUGGAAAAAUCGUAGUGUUCGGGCUGGCAGGGAAGCAAAUGUUUAGCUUUUGCUUUACAAUUUGAAUGCUUUUUUUCCCCCUUCAUUGAAUCGGAUAUUCCAAAGAUCUUUACAAAGUUCUCAUCGGAAGAGGAGAAAUUGGAACCGAACCAUCUGCUCAAAAGACAGGAUCCUCUAGGUGGUCUCCUUCCUCAAUCUGAUAACUUUCAGAACUCCAAGUCGCCACUUAGAAGGCUAGGCUGGCUGUGUAGCAUAGUGGUUGAAGUCCCAACACAUCUGAAUAGAUCAGAUUGAAGAAGGCAGCAGCUGCUGAGUUAAAGAGGUUUUCCCGCUUUGGGUGGUAGGAUUUAGGGGCAAACAAUUUAGGAGAAUGGUUCUUUGCUUUAUAGCAGAAAAUUAUUGAUUUUGCUGGUUGUUUGGUUUUUGGAUUAGGGAAGCCAAGGGUAAUAGCUUGAGAAAAUACCUACAGAGGGUUUGUGUUCCUAUAAUUUGAUGUUCUUGAAUGGUUUAGAGCAGCUAAAAUAAGCAACAAAGAGCUGCCUUUUCACAUAGAAACUUUUUUCCCCCACAUAGUGUUUUGGUUGAAUAUUAGUGUGUUAGUUGCUUGUAUUUUUAUUUUUCUCAAAAAUAUACACAUCAGCUUUUCUGGCAGUGACUUGCUGCAUGUACCCUAACCUCACACAUACACACAUACAACACACACCUCUGAUUCAAACUUUGAAAAUCAUUGUUGGCUUCUUCAGCUGACAGCCUCUUGCUAUUACAACUGUUGUGUGCAUGCACAUAAUUUAAAGGUUUGAGGUUUGUAGUUUGCAGUUCAUGGUUGUUUCAAAACGCGUUUGCUUUUUCUCCAGCAAAAAAAAAUAAAAAAAAUGUCCUGAACAGUGUUUAACUUUUAGGAGGGAGUGGAGGGAAAUGAGAUGUUUGGAAUGAGUUCUCUUUGGGGGGAAUUGUGUGGAAGUAUUAACAGUCUCUGACCAAAUGACAGAUAAAAUAUUACAAAUAAAAUAUUUGCAGUUUGAGGAAACCUUC
Molecule: messenger RNA, 1914 nt
Organism: Ahaetulla prasina
Lineage: Eukaryota; Metazoa; Chordata; Lepidosauria; Squamata; Colubridae
Gene: CARHSP1
Product: calcium regulated heat stable protein 1
Exons: 4
Coding region: 245-688 (147 amino acids)
Biological process (GO): regulation of mRNA stability
Cellular component (GO): cytoplasm
Molecular function (GO): mRNA 3'-UTR binding
Source: RefSeq, a predicted model, not a curated record